AUGGAAAAAAGAGGAGGCUCUUGCAUUCUCUUAAGAAAUAAUAUUAAUUUUAUGCCCGUCUCUGUAACAAAUUCCAAAAGUUAUGAAUUUGAAAGUUGCGCGGUUGAACUUAUUGACUAUAAUUUAAUUAUUAUUUGUAUAUAUAGAACACCUACAGCAUCAGCUCAUAUUUUUAUACAAGAACUUAAUAAAUUACUAAAAAAAAUUACUAGAGGCAUAAAAAAACAAAUAAUUGUGUGCGGUGACUGGAAUAUGGAUAUAAUGAAACAAACUAAAUACUCAAAAGAAUUAUUGUCCAUUUUAGCGAAUUAUAACUUAGUUAAUCACAUUACCACACCAACUAGAAAAUUGACAUGUAUUGAUUUAAUAGCCAGUAAUUUAUUAUCAGUUGUAGCGAAACAAUUUUGUUUAGGCCUCUCUGACCACGAACAUGCACAGGUUAUAACUGCAUCAGUUAGGGUUAAAGGCAAGAAACGUAACGUAAAUGAUUUUUGGUAUGAAAAGAGGAGAGAUCUGGGUAGUGAAAAUAUUAAAAAAUUCAUAGAAGCCAUGUCAUCUUUAACUUUUAACGAAAUUUACGAGGAACAGGAUACAGAAAAAGCAUUUAAUAAAUUUUAUGAAUUAGUUAUUCUUUUUUACGACUUAUGCUUCCCAAUUAUCACAGUGAGAAUAUCAAAUAAAGCCAUUAAACAUAAAUGGAUGACAAGGACCAUUAAACGGUGUUGUAUACAAAAACGUUGUCUCUAUCUAAAAUAUCACCUUUCAAAGUCUAAACUGUUAAAAAAUAUGAAUAAAGUUAAAUAUCGUAAUUAUUCUUCGAUAUUAAAAAAAUGUAUAGUGUACGCUCAGCGAAUAGUUAACCACAGUAAGCUUCAAAAAUCUAAAAAUAUAUGUAAAUCUGCUUGGCAAAUAAUUAAGGAUAAUUUCAACUAUAAAAAUAAUAAUAAUAACAAUUUAUCAGAGAUCAAAUAUAAUAAUAAUACAUACACGAAACCAAAAAUUAUAUGUGAAAAAUUCAAUGACUUUUAUAUUAAUUUAACAAAUGGUUCUAAUAAAUCAAAUAAAGGUAAUCAUAAUGUUGAAAUACCAUUUAAUUCUAAAACUAUAUUUUUGUCUCCUGUUAAUCCCCAAGAUAUUUAUAAAAUCAUAAAAUCAUUAAAGAAUACGGCAUCUACCGGAUAUGACAAUAUCAGCACUAGGGUUUUGAAGGACGCUGCUCUGGUACUAGCUUCUCCGUUAUGCCACAUUGUAAAUUUGACACUUGUCCAAGGGCAUUAUCCUACACGACUGAAAUUCUCAAUAGUCAAACCACUUUACAAAAAGGGAGAUAAAAAGGACAUAAGUAACUAUCGACCAGUCACUUUAGUGCCUAUAUUAUCUAAAAUUUUAGAAAGAGUCAUGUUUAAUAACGUCAAAAUAUAAAGAGUGAAGUACAAGGCGCACUAAUGGAUGUGGUA
Maniola jurtina (meadow brown) is the source of this 1457-nucleotide messenger RNA. RefSeq lists its product as uncharacterized. The record is from RefSeq and is a predicted model, not a curated record. The coding region runs from base 1 to 1422 and encodes 473 amino acids. Lineage: Eukaryota; Metazoa; Arthropoda; Insecta; Lepidoptera; Nymphalidae. The transcript is spliced from 2 exons.